Molecule: messenger RNA, 3081 nt
Organism: Closterium sp. NIES-65
Lineage: Eukaryota; Viridiplantae; Streptophyta; Zygnematophyceae; Desmidiales; Closteriaceae
Source: the annotation of a GenBank genome assembly
AUGCCUUCCGUGGUGAACAUCGCGGAGGCGGCAGAAGCGGCGAAGCGAGUCGCCGCCGCCUUUAUGGCGGCGCGAGCUUCCGGCCAGUCCGAGGAGCAGGCCGCUGCCGCCGCGUCGUCCGUUGCCAACCCGGAGCCGGUUAAAACGCCGUCUUUCGUCAUUCCCAAGAACAAAAUAUCGAUUCCGGGGCAAUCGUUGGCGAUCGUGCCGGUCGGGGGAAGCGUUACGAAAACUGGCGAGGAGGCGGAGGAUGAUAAGCCGAGGCGCCCUCGGAAGUACCGGUGGGGACCAGAUCCGCUUCUGGAUCCCGCGACGCGAAGGGGUCGCGCGCUGGCCAUUCAGACACGUAUCGAGCAGAUCUCGUCGCAGCUGGAGCUGAACACGUUGGAGAUCGACGAGAACGAGGCCACGCGCUCGCCGUCCCCGCCGCCGAUCUACGACAACAUGGGACAGCGCCUCAACACCCGCGAUCAAAGGAAGCGCGACCAGCUUGACAUUGAAAAGCGCAGAGCAAUAGCCGAGUGUAUCAAUCUCAACCCCCACUUCAAGCCACCUGCGGGUUACAAGCCUGUGCUGGAAGAGGCGAAGCUCUUUGUGCCGGUCAAGCAAUACCCGGGCUACAACUUCAUCGGCCUCAUUAUAGGCCCGCGCGGCAACACUCAAAAGCGGAUGGAACAGGAAACGGGUGCUCGUAUCGUGAUCCGAGGGAAGGGCGCAACGAAAGAAGGAAAGAAGGACAAGUACCAGGAGGGAGCGAGCGAGGACCUGCACGUGUACAUCUGCGCUGAUAAGCUGGAGAAGGUGGAUGCUGCUGUUGACAUGAUCGAACCGCUCUUGACCCCCAUUGACGAAUGGAGGAACAUUCACCGGCGCAAGCAGCUGAGAGAGCUCGCGCUGAUGAACGGAACGAUGAAGGACGUGCAGCAGGUGUGCUUCCUGUGCGGGGAGGCCGGCCACAAGGACUUCCAGUGCCCCAAGGAGAAGCUUCAGACCUUCAAUGCCAAGGUGACGUGCGCCAUCUGCGGAGAUGGAGGCCAUCCGACUGUUGAUUGCCCCAGAAGGAGGGCAGGAGGGCCUCCGGUAUGUGCCAUUCCUCUCCUAGCCUCGCCAUCUUUCUCUCCCGUGCAUGUCUCUCUCUCUGCCUACCCCUCUCUUCCUCCCUCCAUCUGUGGGGAUGUGUCUGCCUACCCCUCUCUUCCUCCCUCCAUCUGUGGGGAUGUGUCUGCCUACCCCUCUCUUCCGCCCUCCUCCAUCUGCGGAGAUGGAGGUCAUCCGACCGUUGAUUGCCCCAGAAGGAGGGCGGGAGGAGGGCUGCCGGUAUGUGCCCACCCCUCUCCUAGCCUCGCCGCCUUUCUCUCCCGCGCAUGUUUCUCUGGCAAGGGCAUGGACCAGGAGUAUCAGUCCUUUCUCAAUGAAAUCAACGCCCGCACCAGUCGGCUCUGUGUGUCUUACCAGCUGUUUACCUUUUCCCGUCCCCCUCUCCUGUGCUCCCGUCUCUCUCCUUCCUUCCUCCUCCCACAGGGCAAGGGCAUGGAUCAGGAGUAUCAGUCCUUCCUCAACGAAAUUAACGCCGGCAGUGGUGGACCGGACGCGAGGGGCGAUGGGAGAGGGGAUGGAAGAGGUGACGGUAGGGGGGAUGGUAGGGGGGAUGGCAGGGGGGAUGGCAGGGGGGACGGCAGGGGCGAUGGCAGGGGCGGUUAUGGAGAUCGGAGGGGUGGAGAUGGGUACAGGGGUGGUGGUGAUGGGUACAGGGGCGGGGACGGGUACAGGGGUGGGGAUAGUUACAGUCGUGGUGGUUACAGCGACAUUGGUUAUGGUGGUAACCGCGGGGGGCCAGGGGGAGGGGGGGGAGCGCCGGGGGGAGGUUCUUAUCCCCCGGGGCGGGGUCCCCCAGGGGGUCCCCCCCCCGGGUCCUAUCCCCCGCCAGGCAUGGGCGGACCUCCCCCCGGCCGCCCCGCGCCCUCGUCCUUCCCCCGCCCGUUCGCCCCAGGGCAGGGUCCCCUGGGGAUGCCAGGUCAGCAGCCAGGUCAGCAGGGAGGAAGCGCGUACAGCCACGUGGGCAUGCCAGGUCAGCCGCCCAUGCGCCCGAGCUUGACUCCUGGUCCGCCUAUGGUCCCCCGGGGGCAAGGUCCCCCGCCUGUGGGGGGGUAUCCUGCAGGGGGGGCGGGGGGAGCGCCCCCGCCUGGGGGCCCGGGGGGAGCGCCCCCUCCCCCAGGCCCUGGGGUGUAUGGUCAGCAGCAGCCGUCGCCGCAGCAGCAGCAGUCUCAGUACCCGCAGCAGCCGCCGCAGCAGCAGCAGUACCCUCCUCCCCAGCAGCAGCAGGGGUACCAGCCUCAGCAGCAGCAGCCGUACGCGCCGCCGCAUCAGCAGCCGGGUCAACCGAGUCAACCCGGUCAACCGCCGUCCAGCCAGCUGGCCUGGGGGGAUGAUCGCGCCAGCAAGCUGCCGAGAAUGGACGGUGGGCCGACAGACGCCCCUUCCUCUUACCCGCCGCCCCAGCAACAGCAGACAGGACAAGGAAUGCCGCCCCGGCAGCGCACAGGGAUUGGGUAUCAGGCCCCUCCUCCUGGCCCGUCUGGUCCGUCUGGGGGUCCGCCUACGGGGCAGCCUCCUUUCACCCCCCCUGCUGGAGCUCCCCCUCCCUACAUGCCCGGCCGCCCCCCCAUGCCGGGCGGCGGUUACGGUGGUAACCAGUUCGCCCCUCCCCCUCAGUGGGGGCCUGGGACCCCCCUGGGGUUCGGGGGACCUGGUGCUCCCCGCCCUGCCUGGGGGCCUGGGGGAAUGGGGGGCCCGGGGGGACCGGGGGGAAUGGGGGGAAUGGGGGGACCUAGGGGGCCUGGGGGAGCUUCCUCUUCCCCCUUUGGCCCUGGUGGCGCUCCUGGGUUUGGGCUAGGGGGUCCGCCUCGCCCUUUCCCCGGGGCUAUGGGGGCGCCCAGGUUCCCUGGUCCGGGUGGUUACCAGCCGGGGGGUCCGGGUUUCGGGGGUGCUAGGCCUUCUGCUGCUCCCCCUGCGACUGGAGGAGGACAGGGAGAAGAAGAUGCCGAGUAUGAGAAGCUGAUGGCAUCGAUUGGGGUGCAGUAG